AUGGUCGAUUCAAAACUCGUUAUUUUGGCUUUCAUAGCUUUGUCUCUUUUCCUCUCCGGUGCUGAAACAAGAGACAUUGAGUGGCGUGGCUUCUGUUGCAUUAAUCAGCAACAGUUUGGAGCAUGUGAUACAAAACAAGACAAUGAUAAAUGUGAGAAGCUGUGCCUUCAUGGUUGUAGUAGGUACAACAAAGGUGGCGGCUGUCAAGCGGUCCCCAGUGGUUCUGUUUGUUCAUGUUACUGUUAA
Molecule: messenger RNA, 246 nt
Organism: Eruca vesicaria subsp. sativa (arugula)
Lineage: Eukaryota; Viridiplantae; Streptophyta; Magnoliopsida; Brassicales; Brassicaceae
Source: the annotation of a GenBank genome assembly